Molecule: messenger RNA, 3416 nt
Organism: Eurytemora carolleeae
Lineage: Eukaryota; Metazoa; Arthropoda; Copepoda; Calanoida; Temoridae
Product: mucin-5AC
Exons: 12
Coding region: 418-3009 (863 amino acids)
Source: RefSeq, a predicted model, not a curated record
AGCUAUGAUUUAUCCGUUAAAUUUGCAUUUAAUAUUCCCAUUGAUAGGACAACAAAAUGUGUCUCCUCCCCGCCCCGGGGUUAAAUAUUUCUAUUGUUGACGAAGAUUCCCCCCCUGGAGAAUCUCAAACCGUCCGUGUAAGGUCAAACCCCGAACACCUGUGUGCAUGUUUGUCCGUUCAUGCAUGUGUGUGUUUGAUGAGCAACACAAGAACAUCUUCGCGCGUGCACCCCCAAGUUUGAGCGCAUCCUUAGCCUAUGACAGUCAAGUUCAAUACAUCACAGCGUGUACACACAUAUACCUGUUAAUCCGCUUAGCGUGUAGUGAUAUACCCCCCCGGUAUGAACUUGAACUGAACUUAAGUUUUUUAUAUUUAGUUAGCUAGUAGUCAAAGUUAGUACAUAGCUUCCUAGAACCAUGAAGAUUCAAGUUCGCCACGUUGUUCUCCUAGUCCUAGUUCUAGGAUAUGCUGAAUCAAGUUCUAGGAUGAGAGGAGGUAAGGAGCAUCGGAGGAGCAAACGAACCAUUGGGGAGAUAAUAAACUGGAAACUGGGGCUCAUCCAAAGCAUUUUCGGAGGGAUUUUUGGCGGAGGCAAGGGAAAUUCUCAGAGCAGUAGUUAUGGAGCUCCGAGCAACAGUUAUGGGCCUCCGAGUAACAGCUAUGGACCUCCUAGCAACAGCUAUGGGCCUCCGAAUGAUUCUAGGGGUAAGGGGCAAAACAAGGGAUUCCAACUCCCAAGCUUAUCAUUGGAUGGACUCUUCAACAAGGGACCAAAAAACAAAGGCAACGGAGCACCCAGACCAAGCUAUGGAGCUCCUCGUCCCUCCUAUGGAGCGCCUCAGGCUCCCCAAGCUCCAAGGGCUCCUCAAGGGCCUCCACGACCAAACUACUCCAGUGGUUCUACGGAUUUUGGACCCUCCAAUGCAAUCAAGAUGCUACCUGCACCCAACCUAGCAACUGCCAGACCCACGAAUGGAUUCGGUGAUGCUGGAUAUAGCGGAUCUAGCCAGAACCAAGACAGCUACGGUUCACCUCAGGCUCCUGCCGUCAGUUCUGGAGAUUCUUAUGGAGCUCCACAAGCGGAUCCCAUUUCUCAGGAUUCGUAUGGAGCUCCUCAAGCUGAUCCCAUUUCCCAAGAUUCUUAUGGAGCUCCUCAGGCCGCUCCUAUAUCCAGUAGCAGCAGUGGGUUUAGGGAUGCUAAAGUGCUCCCCGCUCCUUCCACAAAUUUUGUUGCUUCUAACUCCGUAAACCAGGGUUCAGAUUCUUACGGUAGUCCAUCCGGCAGUGUUAUUGCAGCCGAUGAUAUUACAAGAAACACAUUUCAGCAGGCCUCAAUUGCUAGCGCUUCUGAUUCCUAUGGCGCUGCUCAAAGUCCUGUUAGCGCUCCUUCCAGCGCCUCUGACUCAUAUGGAGCUGCUCAAAGUCCAGUUAUCGCUCCUUCCAGUGCCUCUGACUCCUAUGGAGCUGCUCAAAGUCCAGUUAUCGCUCCAUCCAGCUCUUCUGACUCAUAUGGCGCCGCUCAAGGACCUGUUCUGUCCCCUUCUUUAGCUUUAACCUCAAGUUCAUCCGAAGGAGCAGACACUUAUGGAACUGCAUUGGGUCCAAUCGUGAGCUCCGGAGCCUCAGAAGCCGUUAUCCUGGAGAAUGAUGAUGUAAGAAAUGUUCAAACCUCGAAUGAGAUUGCUCUUAUUCAAUCCACGCUCCAACAGACCAACCUUGUUGAAGAUGAUCCUGUAGACGUUUAUGGUUCUGCUCUAGCCCCUGUAGGAACUUCAGCUCCAGUUCCCGAGGAAAUCUUCACCCAGGACUCUAAAGCCCAGACAAGCUUUGACAGCUACAAUCCUAAGUCUCAGACGGAGAAUAUUGAUCUGACAUCGAACAAUGAGAUUGAUAACCAGAAACUCAAGGUUGCAGCAGUUAAUACUCUUGUAGAUCUCAGAGAAGACUUUAAUGAAGACCCGUUCACACCAACAAGCUCUCCUGUUAUAUUUACAUACGCCCCUCUUGUAAAAGAGGAAGGAAACAAGCUGUCUGAUCCAUUAAACGUACUCCCAGACGACUAUGAGUACUCUAACUACGAAGAUGCCUAUGAUGCUAAUGAUGUUCCUGAGGAUCAAGCUGCUCCUGAAUCACUAAGCAGUUAUGGUUCCAAUGAUCUGGGAUCUUAUGGACAAACAGCUAAGGAAGCUCGAAAGCAAGCCCCUGUCGAAGCCCCUAAGCAGGCCCCGGUUGAAGCCCCUAAGCAGGCCCCUGUUGAAGCCCCUAAUCAGGCCCCAGUAGAAGCUCCUGAACAGGCCCCAGUAGAAGCUCCUGAAUUGGUUCCUCUUCCAUCUCCUGUAGAUGAGUUUGCUAAUGAAGCUUUAGCCCAGGGUAUUUCUCUACCUACCACUGAAUACUUUGAUACAACUGCUUCUGAUGCUGGACUUUUAAUUGAUCUUAGAUCUGUCACCUUCACUACAGGAGCAGCCCCGACCCCGGAGCCUGAAAUAACAACGUAUUCUCCACCGAUUGAUUUUGAUCUCGGUACAACAGCAUCUGCUGGGAUUGAAGUUGAAAAUGUUCAAUAUGAAGACUUUGAGCUUGGAGUAGAGGAGACUGGUAUCACUGAGCCAAGUAACAAUGUUGACGCAGGUUUGACCGAACCAACCGUGCGCAUUGCCGCUGACGAAGCUAGUUAUGAAGAGGAGUAUACUGAGGAGGAUGAGUCUGAUUAUGAACCUGCAGGUGGAAAUAUUCCUAUCCAAGUUCAGAAGGUUCAGGGAGAGAAGGUUGAAGAUCUACCUGGCUAUGAACCUCUAGUACUUCUAGUGGGAACUCCAGAGCAGAAAUCCGAAAACUUGUUGCUUGAAUCUGAACUGGAGGAGGAUUCUGAAUCUUCAAACAAUCAGAAAAGAAAAGCAGAUCCAACCUUUGUAGACCGGUACAACAACUGGUUCAACCGGGCUAAUGAUUGGUCUAGAAAGAUUCAGAAGGUUCAAGGUCGAAUAAAGUUCAAGAAUCAAUCCUAAUUUACAAUCUAUGAAUAUCCUAAAUAUAUUUAGGAUAGUAAUGAGGAUUGUUAGGUAGGUAAAAUAUUCCAUCAUCUUCCCUCCCCAGAUCCCUCCAUAAUUCAUUCUACUAUCCUACUCCUCCUUCCCUCUCUUCACCUCAUCCUACCAUCCUUCUCCCCUCCCCCUUCCCCCUCCUCACCUCAUCCUACCAUCCUUCUCUCCUCCCCCUUUCCCCUCCUCACCCCAUCCUAACAUCCUUCUUUCCUCCUCCCUUUCUCAUUCCAUCCUAUCAGUUGAAACUGUACAGAAACUCAUAAAGAACUCUAUCCAACAAUCCUUUUAACUAUCCUAGCUUCUUUUCGUGGUUCUUUUGUUCCUUUCCUGUCCCCAGACUGAGCUUGUUUAAAGUUGUUACCCUCUAAUAU